Molecule: messenger RNA, 2133 nt
Organism: Engraulis encrasicolus (European anchovy)
Lineage: Eukaryota; Metazoa; Chordata; Actinopteri; Clupeiformes; Engraulidae
Gene: saxo2
Product: stabilizer of axonemal microtubules 2
Exons: 4
Coding region: 94-1494 (466 amino acids)
Cellular component (GO): centriole; sperm flagellum; cytoskeleton
Molecular function (GO): microtubule binding
Source: RefSeq, a predicted model, not a curated record
GAUCUAGUAGCAAGUCAAAAACUUCUGUGAGAGUAGGUUGGAAAGGGGAGAAAGGCAGGAUAUUUCGCUUCUUUUCAUAAAGAAGUUGAAAAAAUGACACGGCGAUGUAUUUGUGAAAUCUGCAGCUGUGGACGUCACCGUUGCCCCCAUCCACCUACUGCACUGUACGGAACAAAGGGGAACAAACCAUGUGUCAUCACAGAGUACACUGACAAGUACCCUUCCUAUGGAAAUCAGCAUCCUCCGCAGAGUCUCAAACCCAAGCAGGAAUUCAUGGGCAACAAAGGGAGGAUGGAUGGAACAACAACAUUCAAGACAGAUUUUAUCCCUUACGAGAUCACGCCACGUGCUGGUAAGCAGAAGGCCGAAUAUAAGCCCAUGCCUGGUGAGAUUGACUUGGCCACCACAUAUGACCAGGAGUUCCCCUACUACGAAGUGAAGGCCGCAGCUCCUCGCAGGCCCAAGGCAAAGCCUCACGUGGGCUCAGGAAAACUGGACACCGUUCCCACUUAUAAAGAGGAUUUCCGUGCAUGGGCCCUGCAAAAGACCGAAAUGAAAAAGCCGGACCUGGCCUAUCACCCCCCUCCCGAGAAGUUUGGGAACUCCACAACGUUCCAAGACGACUUUGCACCCAGGGGCCUUGUGGCGCGGGAGAGCUUCAAGCCCCUCCACCAGCCCCUGAUGUCAGACACACCGUUCGACGGAAUGACGAGCAACAUGCAGUCCUACGUGCCCCACCCACUGGAAGCCCGCUUCUCCAGGCCCCCACAGGUCUACAAGCCCAGUGGUGUGCCCAUGCAGGGCCUCACCUCGCACAAGCAGGACUUCCAGGGCCUGCCUGGCCGCAUCCCCAAGAGCUGCAAGCCGGAGCACGCCAAGACGGCCUCGGACAGCCCGUUCCAGAGCAGCACGGAGUUCCGUGAGCGCUUCCAGCAGUGGCCCGUCACCGCGCCACCACGCCAAAAGGCUCAGGAGUAUGUGGCGCCCACCGCCGAAAUGGAUCUGAGCACCACCAAUAACACCCACUACACGCGGCACAGCGUCCAGCCCAGUGUGUCGGCCAAGCCCUUCACCCGGCCCGUGCAGUGCAACACCCCCUUCCAGAGCAGCACCACCACCCGGGACGACUUCAAGGCCUGGGCCUCCUGCAAGCAGGAGAUCAUCAAGAAGGCCGACGAGUUGCACAGGGAGACCGGCAAGAUAGAGGACCUCACCACCUUCAGGUCCCACUUUACCCAGCAUGCCCUGCAACCCAGCGUCAGCUUCAAGCCCCCCAACGCGCCCAUGACCAGCGACGUGCCCAUGCACAAGCAGACCAUGUACACAGCCGAGUUCACGCCCAAGAAGAUCAGCGUGUGCCCUGCUAGCCUGGGGAGCCCGCCGGGCUACGCCUUUGAGGAGAGCGACGAGCGAGGUCACCGCUUCUACCGCAGGCUGUCCUCCAAGGAGAGAGACGGCAGGGUCAAGAUCUCAGACACCGUGGUGGUCAACUAGAGGAACAGGCGGGUGACAUGACACAGCCAGGGAUGCUGCAGUACCACCAUGUUGACGCUCAUUAAAAAACAUCUCACAUUUCCUCCUAAAAAAGAAAAGUUGUUGUGUGAGAUAUUUGACAAGGUGUUAUUUAGCACUGAGGUAUGAUAAUGAUGCUUUUACUGUAACACCUCUGUUUUUCAGAAUUAUGAGGCAAGUUAUAGAAUAAUUAGUAAUAAACAUACAUAUAUUUGGCAACUUAAUUGCUACUUUGAUUGCCUUAGACGUGCCUUAAUUAUAAACACGUAUUAUUAAGAAGUGUUGUGUUUUAUUACACUGUCAGCUGUCUGUCCCAUGUAUUUUGAUAGAUGGUGAAUCAAUAAUGAGCACUUACUACCACACAAUGUUACAUCACAUUACUUUAAAUCAUGCACUUGUGUUGUUUACGAUUGUGACUGGGUUUACAAAUGAAGCUGAGCCUUUGCUGUAUUAUGCCAUUGGCAUGAAGUGGCAUCACCAUCAGGAACACUUGGAAGUUGCCAAAUCAGGACAUCCUCUGUAUUCAUUCAGGAAGAAAGUGACGCUAAGUAAAUUCUCAGCAUAAUUAUAUUGUCACAAACACAAAAAGAAUCGAAAUAAAUCUAUUGAAAAGUCAGUUUA